Molecule: messenger RNA, 3207 nt
Organism: Psilocybe cubensis
Lineage: Eukaryota; Fungi; Basidiomycota; Agaricomycetes; Agaricales; Agrocybaceae
Exons: 33
Coding region: 1-3207 (1068 amino acids)
Biological process (GO): double-strand break repair via homologous recombination; reciprocal meiotic recombination
Cellular component (GO): nucleus
Molecular function (GO): ATP binding; ATP-dependent chromatin remodeler activity; DNA translocase activity
Source: RefSeq, a predicted model, not a curated record
AUGCCUGCCUUCCAACAACCUUACAUGUCAGGCAAAAGAAAAGCCACCGACUCCAGCUUCUCUGAGAAUCAGUCACAUGAAUCUAGAAAGCGGAUCUUGUUAACCACGAACCCCAAUGUCCGAGAGGAGGCUUUACCAAAUAAUAUGCCAGUGCAGGCGGCGGCUUGCGAUCAAGUAUGGAUGGUUCAAUGGCGGCAUCCUCAGUACAAAAAACACAAGACAUGGGACGGCGAUGCCAUUCUAGUCGUCAGCAACGAAGCAGAAGCCAUCCUUUAUGAUACAGAGGGCAAAAUCAUGACUAAAUCCAAGGUAACUGGUCCCUUGUACGAAGGGAAAGCUCUCUCUAUCGCCUCCAAGGAAAUCGAACUUGAGAGGAUGGUGUCACGGGAUUUAUUUCUUUCUGGCGCGUGCUUUGGAAACGGUAUAUCCUCUAGUUCUUUCUCAGAAUCUUCGAUCUGCUCCAAUAAGAAGCCAGUGAAGAAAUUUACUCCUCCAUCGUUGACUAAUAUCAAAUCUUUUCCAUUGGCCGCGCAAUCUCAGCAUAAACCUCUUCAUCCAACAAAUCUUGAUAUCAGAGAUUCGGAUGUGUGCAUGAACAAUGAGCAAGAAAGCGACUCUUCGGUGACUUCAUCAGAAGUCACUAAUCAAUUUCCCAAUUGGAUCGCUAAUUGGCGUAAGCCUCAGGAUAAGAAGAAUAAGACAUGGGACGGAGACGCAUAUAUUUCACUGAUGAACAAUAAGUUGGUUAUGAUUUCAGAGGACGGCAAAGUUAUGGGUUCCAUCCCUUGGAAGGGCCAAAACCUCCAGAAUGGACACAACUUUUUUAUCGGUGGAAAAGAAGUUGAGCUUGAUGUUGCCGUAUCUUCCGAUCAACUUCCAACCGUCCAUCGAUUGGAAUUAAAAACUCAUGAAAUCGAUGGACCUCCAUCUGAGGAUUCUAUUCCGAAAGCAGUAAAGAAGAAGUUCGUUUCUCCUGGAGAAUUCUACGGGCCAGUCAAUCAAAAGGCCAAAAAGCCGCUUCAUGAUCCUACUGCUUCUGAUAGCCUAAUCAUGAAGGCCCCCACUCAAGAGCAGGUUAAACGAUACAACAAAAAGAACUUCCCCAUUGUCGACGUUGUUGUGGACCCCAUCAUCUCUCGAAAAUUACGGCCUCACCAAAAAGAAGGUGUCAAAUUUAUGUACGAAUGUGUGAUGGGUCUCCGCAAACAUGAAGGCCAAGGGUGCAUCCUUGCAGAUGAAAUGGGCCUUGGGAAAACGCUCCAAACUAUUGCUCUUGUCUGGACAUUACUUAGACAAAAUCCAUACGCAGCACCAGUUGCGGCCGUGCAAAAGGUGCUCAUCGUGUGCCCUGUGUCUUUGGUCAAUAAUUGGAAGAACGAAUUCCAUAAAUGGUUAGGGAGAGAUCGCAUUGGCGUUAUGACCUGCGACAAGAAUCAUGUCGAUGUGGAUCUUUUUGGCAGAUCGAAAGUCUAUCAAGUUUUGGUUGUUGGCUAUGAACGACUUAGAACAGUAGUAGAUAAGCUUACUAACAUAUAUCCCCCUAUAGGCCUGAUUAUAUGUGAUGAAGGCCAUAGGCUCAAGUCGGCUAACAACAAGACAAGCACUGUUUUCAAAUCUUUUGACACCAAACGUAGGGUCAUUUUAUCAGGAACUCCGAUUCAAAACGACCUGGGUGAAUUUCAUGCCAUGGCAGAUUUUUGUAAUCCUGGACUACUAGACGAGUACAACAUUUUUCGCAAGGUUUAUGAAACACCGAUACUCAAGAGUAGAGCACCACAUGCAACAAAGAUGGAGAUCCAGAUAGGAGAAGCCCGAACUGAACAACUUUUAUCUGUUGCCAAAAGUUUUGUACUUAGAAGAGAUGCCACGCUCCUGAAGAGCGAGUUGCCUCCAAAAUCAGAAUAUGUCGUCUUCAUAACACCCACUGCCCUACAGUUGGCCAUGUAUCAAAAAAUUCUUCACCCACAGAAGAUAGACCACCUUAUGCAGGCAUCUGUCGCAGACUCGCUCGCACUCAUAAACAUAUUAAUCAAGAUCAGUAACAGCCCAAUCCUGUUGAAAGCAACCGUCGAUAGUUCUAGAAGCAAAAGUGAUGACCUUGGGCCUUCAAUCCAAAAGACUGCUGUGGCAGAGGCUUUGAGUUUACUUCCGGAGAAAGCUCACAUAGCUGAUUUAUCCCUAGGAGGUAAACUUGUCUUUCUGGCCAACAUUCUGAAGAUAUUACAUCAGAACACUACCGAGAAAUGUGUUUUAGUUUCUCACUACACUUCAACACUUAAUAUAUUGGAAGCCUACUGCAAGAAAAUGUCCUAUUCUUAUUAUCGUCUCGACGGACAGACACCUCAAAAUAAACGACAAGAAUAUGUUAACGCAUUCAACACAGGAAACCAGCGCAACAGCUUCGUAUUUCUGCUGAGCUCUAAAGCUGGCGGUGUCGGCAUAAACCUUAUUGGAGGUUCGCGGUUGUUUAUCUUCGAUUCUGAUUGGAAUCCGAGUCAUGAUUUGCAAGCCAUGGCACGGUGUCACCGUGAUGGCCAGAAGAAACCAGUUUACAUAUAUAGAAUGCUUACCACCGGAACCAUAGAUGAAAAAAUUUAUCAAAGACAAGUCACGAAACUUGCCCUAAGUGAAUCUCUUAUUGGCACAGGUGCUUCGAGCUCCAAGAGCGACUCUUUCACUAGAAAAGACCUCCGUGACAUAUUUCGAGUACACACUGGUACCGAUUGCAAUACACACGACCUAUUGGAGUGUAAUUGCAACGCUGGGAAUUCUUUUGAAGAACAUAACACCAUACCUGUUGACGCUGAUUACGAGGUUACCGCGGUGAACACCGGUUUCGUAGCAGCAUCGAACGUCUGCGUGGAAGAAUUUGAUGCAGUUGAAAAAGCAUAUCUUCAAAAAAAGAAGGCCGGUCUUGCUUCGCUGGGCGAGUGGAAUCACAUCAAUUGCCUGAAGUUAUCCAAGAAUGCGGAUGGUUAUGUUCAUGAUGAAAUUUUGCGCAGAAUGAUCACACAACCGGGUGUCCCAGGGGCAUCUGAGAGACAGAAAGAACGCACUAAUAUUCUCAAACAAGUGGAUAUUGAGAACCUACGAACAUUGGACAGUAUUGAGUCUCGAAAAACUCUUCCUGGCGGAACCAUUUCCUUUCUCUUUGAAAAAUACUCCAAAAUAAAUUUGUAUGAAGAUGCAAAUGUUGCAGAGGACUAG